Molecule: messenger RNA, 2776 nt
Organism: Lingula anatina
Lineage: Eukaryota; Metazoa; Brachiopoda; Lingulata; Lingulida; Lingulidae
Product: glycoprotein-N-acetylgalactosamine 3-beta-galactosyltransferase 1
Cellular component (GO): membrane
Molecular function (GO): N-acetylgalactosaminide beta-1,3-galactosyltransferase activity
Source: RefSeq, a predicted model, not a curated record
GGGGUGGUCAGUACUGUGUAUAACGCUAUGGUUAUCACAGGAAGGAGUGUUCGUCCUGGUAUUGUCGGACUUCCUCCGCAAAGGUGUCUCGACUUUGUGUGUAACUGCUUAUGCAGAGCAGGGUGCACAAAUGUGCUAGGACGUCUCGUCCUUACAAAGGUGUCUCGCCUUUGUGUGUGUGUCUGCUUGGCAGAUCACCGUUUGGAAUGUGGCACAUAAGUAUCUCGCUUUUGUGGCUGUGGUGCUUACAGAUAGCGGUACAGUAGAGGUGGUGAGGACAGUCACCUGCGUUGCCUGUGGUCACUAUUGUGAGCUAGCGGGUUCAGACAGCGACGUGUUGAUUGCUCAAUAGUCGACCUGUAUGGACGUACAAUGUAGUAGUUCCCUUAUGGCACCCAAUAGAAAACAAUUCAAGAUAUUUGUCUUAACAGCUGUUAUAUUCAUUGUCCUGUUGAACACAUACGUUUACUACGCAGUCAAUGGUCCUGGUACUUCACUUUCAUUAAAUCAUAAAAAAAUAUAUCAUCCUCGUUUACUUUGUUGGAUUCUCACUACCAAGAGAAACUUUAAAACGAAAGCGAAAGCGGUGAAAGACACAUGGUCCAGGAGGUGUGAUGUCAGAUUAUUCGUUGCUUCAGACAAAGACGACGCUUUAAACACAACAGUCUUCAACAUAGUAGACUCUAGAGAGACUUUGACACAAAAAACGUUCGCCGCAUUUGAGUAUGUCUACAAGCAUCAUAUCAAUGACGCGGAUUGGUUUCUCAAAGCAGACGACGAUACAUACAUCUUCACAGAGAACUUACGUCACUUACUGACGUCAUACAAUCCAGAUCAUCCUUGGUUCAUUGGUUUUCCCACUCAAUUAUUCUUAUCCUCUCCUUACAUGAGCGGGGGUGCGGGAUACGUCAUUAGUAAAAGUGCUUUAGAAAAAUUUUACCGAGUGGGAUUAAGUCAAAAGCUCUGUCCAACCACAGGACGUUUUGAAGACAAGGACUUCGGGGAAUGUUUAUAUAAAAUCGGUGUUAAGACUGGGAAAUCACAAGAUGCAAAUCAUAGGACACUUUUUCAUCCCUUUCACCCCGUCACAAUGAUAAAUGGAGCUGACCCCAACCUUCCAAAGUGGUUUUAUAUAUCUAGGUAUCCGGGCCUGGCGGGAAAUACCAGAGGCAUUGACACACUGAGCGAGGACACGGUGUCGUUUCACUACGUGGACCCUGGAAGCAUGUAUCUAAUGCAUUUCCUCCUGUACGAUAUCAGACGACCUGCCAGCUGAUGGUGGACUGGAGAAUAUCAAUAGACUGGUUAAAUGGCUAGAAUGCAUAGGAAAUUUUUAAGACCUGCCAAGGGCUCAGUAGUAAUACGGUGAAACGGAAAUGCCGUAGGCCUAUAUUUUUUUCAUAUAUACAGAUCAAAAUAUGAUAUUGCUAAAUCGAUUGAUUCAUUUACACAUAUACCGUUAUUGAGAAUAGACAGGAUACAAACGAAAGACUGGAAAAAUCAAUGGGUGGAGAUGCAAUUUUUUGCUCACUGACACUAAGAAAUGAGGGGUUGGAAUCGUAUCGCAAUCUUCCAUUUAACACAGGAAUUCACAAAGAGAUUAAAAUGUCCUACAGCUAAUUAACCAUUAUCAGACAUUGACGUUCGGGGAACGAAACAUACCCUAGCCGUGCCCUCUGCCAGGGUGGCAGAUAUUAUAGGCACAUUUUCCACAUGGAAAUGUGGAAAAUGUGCCUUUUAUAUCUGUCACUUUGGUACAGAGUACCCUAGGCGCUGGUUACAGGUCAAAUAAUGAGAUACAAAAUGAAAUGUGAAAUACUUCGGAAAUACUUAGAGGUGGCUGGAACAUCUCGGUUGAUUAUUCCGUUGAUACAUUUACUGAUAAUUACUUGCACAAAAAUAACGCAAGUACGAAUGGAAAAAUGGUCAGAAUAAUGGACAGAUUACAUUGAACAGACAUCUAGCAAUAUAUGAAAGUAGACAGUUUUACAUGGUUUGGACCAGAUAAGAGAAAAGCAGACGACCUGCCAACUGAUGGGGAACUGGAGAGUAUCAAAAGACUGUUUAUAUGGCUGGAAUAAAUAGGAAAUUUUUCAAAAGCAGACUUGGAUAAUUUUUAUCUACUCCGAUAUUCAAGACACCACUAUUACUGUCGGUAUAGACGUUGCUUGUAUAUCACUCUCAAGAAACCGAACUAUUUCAAUUUCGUUUAGAUUGAGAGACAUGGGGGGACUUGAAUAUUUAACAAUAGAUAGACAACAUGUAAACAUUGUUAAAGAAACUGCAAAAGAAAUGAUUGAAAAGGGUUGAGAAGAAAUUCUGUUGGACUCGGUCUUCAAAGUUCAAGCCUAUUUCCCAGAACAAUUGACAACUUAUAUAUUUAUAUAUUUUUUCCUAUGUUGAAUUUCUUUUAUUCGGUUUAAAUGUUAUUUUUAUGCAGUAAUAGUUACGUAGAUUAAAAAAUUUUUUUUUUAGUUUUAACUAUUUAUUGAAGUUUUUAAAAAUGUUAUUGCAGUAUAUACUUUGCAGUAGAAAGACAGUGUUGAAGAUGGUUUGGGUGAUAGGGGGGCAUAAAAAUUUAUUCAUGAUGACAGCACAGAAUGCAUUGGAUAGAAUAGGAUUCGUGGGGGAAUUUGAAUAUUAAAAUUUUGACCCAAAACAGAGAAUUAAAGUAAGUUUUGGAGUGUUUUUAUGGAAAUGUAAAAUCUUAAUUUAUGUGUUUCAAACACUUAUCAGUCUGUUAGGAUAUAGUUGGUCUUUUUAGUAUAAUUUUUAU